AUGAUUGAUAAGAUAAAAAAUUUAAAUGAUGAGGAGAGUCUUUGGUUUGUCACUGGGUAUGCCAAAAAUCUGUUCAGUGUUAAUUCGUAUUAUCACAUUAUCGGUUUUGAGCACAUAAAAGAGAUGGACUUGAAGACACUGGCUCGUUUGAAUAGGGUUCCUCCUUUGGACAAUUUGCUGCCCGGGGAUGGCACGCGGAUGGGCAACUAUUUGGUGGCCGCCGCCUACAGAGUAGACAAGCGCGUGGUGUUUUACAAAAAUGGGCACAUUUCUGGAAGCUCCGAAAGAAUUCCCACCGCAAGACCCACCACAAGACCCACCGCAGGAUCCACCGCCGAACCCCGCGUGAACCAGAACUACAUCCUCUGCUCCUACAUAUAUUUCAUAUUCUACGUGUACGAUAAGGAAAAGAAAAAAUUUUACAUAUGCACAAGCGACAUGAACGAUGAGUGCUCCCUUUACGAAAUGAACGAACUGGACAAAGAAGACCUGUACCAUUUUCUGUACAAUUACGUGUCAAGCAAAAAGGACCUAACAAAUGUGCAUGUCGUCUCUUUGAUUAAGAAGAACAGAGCGGCUAAACGCGCAACAGCAGAUGAUAUGUCCACAGAGGAACUUUUAAAUGUGCACAAUUAUACAAAUAAAUUUAAUUCGUAUUUGAAAAGGCUAUUCAACUUGUGCCACAACUCAGAUAUCCUGCUGGAAAAUAGAAUGAACAGAAAAUAUGAACAUCCAAACAUUACGUUUAUUUUUGGAAACACUAAUUUUUUAUUUAAAAAUAAAACCUACUUGGAAUGGUUAAAAAAUUUUUUUCUUAAAAAUGAUCAACAGAAAAAUCUGCUCGAACUUAUUUUUAAGGAUAACAAGGGGUACAAGUUUUACGUCCAGAAUGACGUCACGGAUAGAUCAUCCUACGUGCUCAGGUGCACCAAAAUUAGCAAAAAAAAAUUCGACAUGGUAUGCAAAAAAUUGCGCACAAUUUAUGAAUAUAAAAGUUGUAAUGCAAAGGGGAAGGAAGGGGAAGAAGCGGAGGAUCCUUUUUUUGUCUACGCGAAAAUUUUAUUUGAUAGUUAUGCGAAUGAUUUGGCCAAUAAUGAAAAAAAGAAAAAUUUCCGUGGGGAGGAUAAUUACGCCCACAGGAGUGUUUACAUAAACAUCGGCUCAAACGAUUAUUUUGUAGGCGGAGAAGACAUCUCAUUUAGCACCGCUGACGAAGGUCUGUUAUUCACCAUAACAAAGAAUUUUCUGGACAGCUUAGUUUCCUGCAUACAUGUGUGA
Molecule: messenger RNA, 1278 nt
Organism: Plasmodium cynomolgi strain B
Lineage: Eukaryota; Apicomplexa; Aconoidasida; Haemosporida; Plasmodiidae
Exons: 2
Coding region: 1-1278 (425 amino acids)
Source: RefSeq, a predicted model, not a curated record